GUACUUAAAGCUUAUGAUUUUUUACCAAAAAACCUCAAUCCAUGUUUUCCCUUUCCUUCCUUCUCCUCUACCUUUUUGCAUCAUCUUCAUCCUCUGAAAAACCCAUUUCUAUUUUAACUUCAAAGAGAAAGAGCGAGGAGGAUAAGUUUGCAAAAAGCCAUUUCUACUUUCCAUCUGUAUCAUGUCUUCCACUUUCUUCACUCGUUAGCUUCCAUUAAAGCCGUUUAUUCAAGCUUAUCAUUGUUUAAAGGUGCAACCUUUAAGCUUUUUUAUGUAAACUUUUUUGUUGGGUUUUUUUAGGCUCGAUAAAAUGGCAUCAAGUUUUCAUGAAUGGGAAUCCGACCCUUUAUUCUCAGCUGCUGAAGUAGUUCAAGACUCUUCUGACAGGAUGGAAUCACUUUUUCGUCUUGUAUUGCAUCAGCAAAGUCUCGUUCAAAGCGAACAUCCUGACCCAAGAUUCCUUUCAUCGAUAGAAUAUCAUAAGCGUGAUCUUGCAACCAUACUUGGAACUGCGAAAUGGCAGUUGGAAGAUUUUGAAAGAGCUGCUAACUCAUCGAUCAUAGCAAACAAAUCUCAAACCAGAGAAGAUGUCAUUUCCAGACAUAGGCAGUUUAUUAUGGCCAUUAGGGAACAUAUAAAUGAAGUGGAGAAAGGUGUAAAGGGCCCUUCAAUGGGUGAUUCCAUGAGAAACUCUGAAUGGGUUAAUUUAAAUGACCAUGAAAGAGAUUUAUUAGCAUCAUUUCUUACAGGAGGAAAUCCCAAAGAACAUUUAAAUCAUUAUGAAAUGGAAGAAAGUGGCUAUUUGAGAAGAUUCCUUGAUCCAAACUUGGGUUCUAGUUUAACAGAUAAUGAAAUUGUUGAACAUGACAGCAGAGAAUUUGAGAGGGUAAGAAUUAAUGGAGUUGGGCAUGCUGAGCAUUAUCUUGACUCUGCAAAUGAAGAUAAAAGAAAUAUUGGUUCGCAUUACACCACCAGAUUAGGCUCAGAUAUGAUGAACUCUCUGCCAGAGAACUCUCAUGAAAGGCAUGGUGGUGGUGAUCACUGGGACCUAAAAGCCAAUGAAGCCAAAUCUAGGAGCUUCUUCCAUGAGAUCAAGUCAAGAGGGACAUACAGCAUUAUGUUCUUUGGUUUCUUGAUCAAUCUAUGGUCUACCCAUAGGAACAGAAUUGCAAGGAACUAUACAAAGAGGUUGAAAGAUGGAGAAGAAAAUAGGCAUUCGCCUACUUACACUGAACCUUCUCAUUCUGCACAGGUCCAGCGUCUAGGACUAAUGUUAGGAUCUGGAUACAGAAGCUUCCAGGGAAUAUGCUUUAGGUUGCAAUCAGAAGUAAUGCUCCUGGGCAGCUACCUUGGUGCAAGAUAUCAAAGAUUUCCCUUUAAUUUCGAGUUUAAUGGACAUUCAAUGAAAAUUAUAUUGACAACAAUUCUUACCCUCAUAUUUUUGGGUAUAUUGGUGUCCAGAAUUGCUUGAAGACAGUCAUUUGCUGCUAAAAGUCUGCGAACAGUUGAAUGUCCUGACCAUCAAAUAUUGCAUGGUCGCAAAUACAAUUUUAUGUCUUGCUGACCGAAAUGUGCAACUGGUAAUGAUUGUUGAAAAGAUUUCUGUUGGAGCCCGGACAACUGUACAGCUUGUUGUUUGCGACAACCCAGCCUUUAAAGAAUUAUUCAAAGUCGAAGAAGAACAGAUCUUCAGGAAGGGAAGGCUUUAUUGAGUACUGGUAACUAAUCCGAGCAUUGAAGUAUUGAAAAAACUCAUAUAAACAAAAAAUCUCAAAUAGCCUUGAUCAUGAGACAUAAUUGUCACUAUAAACAAGAACCAAAAUUCCAACCGUAGUAAUUAAUAUUAACAAAAUAGAAGUAAGUGGGUCAAUCAAGUGCCUGAACUCUAAGGAAAAAUCAUUGUUGAUGGUCCAAGACCAUACAUAUUGAUAAAUAGAACUGCUAUUUAUUUGAUGAAUAAAUAGAAAGGUCGGAAAAAACCAUAACUAUACUUAACAAUAAAACACUGGAAAAAGCCCAUAUUGCAUCUUUUGUUGAUUAGGUGACACCCGGAUUUGAACUAGGGAAAAAGGAUUUGUAGACCUGCCUCACCACUCGGCCAUGUCGCCAAGGCAAUUGAAAUAAAAAAUAGAUGAAAAUACCCCCCUUUCUUUUUUUUCUUACUAAACUUUUUUUUUUGUACUUGCUUGACCAAUCGUAGUAUUCUAGAGUCGGCAUGAAGAAUUAGAUCUUGACCUCAUUUUAGGCAUGGUUUAUUUUUUUGUCAUACAUAUAUUUUCACAAAUAAACUGAUUUAGGUUAAUUAUUGUGAAUGUUUCUUCACAAUAAUUAUGAUGAUAAUUAUGAAUUUUCAGGGUUUUAUUUUUUUUUUAGCUGCCACCUAGAACAGCUGCUCUUUCUUUCCCUCAAUUUUUUUCCUCUGAAACAAAAGUCACUCAUGCUAUCAAGCCGCCUCCUUUCACUGUCAAACUCCUCCAUUAGCCCACAGUAGCUCCAUCUUCCACCCAUGACAGCCACCAUAAGAUAGCCCUCCCUGAACUUCUCUAGCAAUAGCCAUAGCAGCUACUGAAACCAACACCACCAAUUGCUCCUUCCAUUAGCCUCUCAACAGCCACGGUUCGGCCUCUUUACCACGCCAAAGGUCAUUUAUCUUCCUCUCCCAGCCACGGUUUUCACCACCAUAAACCACCUUCCAACUGUAAUCUACACCAGUACAGUAAUUGUGACCAUCAGUCCAGCCACUCCUCCAUUUGUCCAUCUCCUUUUCUCCUCAAUCCCACCGGGACUACCAUUGACAGCCAAGACCAUCUUCUUCCCUCUUCCCCGUGACAGCCUCCAUAACAGAAUCAGCAUCACAACAGCCCACAAACAAACUCAACCUUAACCCAGCACCGCCAUUCUUCCUCUCGUGACCAACCACUGAUUUCAACCGACCUCCUAACCACCACGUGAUGAACAGUCGCAAAAUCAGUAGAGAGAGACGAAACCAAGAAAAAGAAACGAACUCGUGAGGAAGAAAGAGAGGCAAAUCUGGAGAGAAAUAAAAACAAUUGUUUGGUGUUGAUUUUCUUGUUUGUAGGUGGCGGUAGCUUUCACCUCCAGCACAGGAAGAAAGAACAAGAAGGCAUUUCAGAUCCACACAUUUUUCCAUUUCACCGGUGACGGUGGCAUGUGAGACCUACACAACGUCAUUGAAUUCCAGCAGCUUCUCUGACUACUUGGACCACAGCUAAAUGGUGUUCUGCAAAUUUUGGGAUGAUUUUGUCAUGUGUAAACUUGUGUAAUUUGUGUGUGUGUGAGUUUAUUAGUAAAAGAGAUGGGUGUGUGUUGCAUGGUUUUA
Molecule: messenger RNA, 3340 nt
Organism: Populus trichocarpa (black cottonwood)
Lineage: Eukaryota; Viridiplantae; Streptophyta; Magnoliopsida; Malpighiales; Salicaceae
Exons: 7
Coding region: 311-1471 (386 amino acids)
Biological process (GO): Golgi vesicle transport
Cellular component (GO): membrane
Source: RefSeq, a predicted model, not a curated record